AUGGCCGAUAAUUACGUGGGGUGCACAACAACCGCUACUCGCCAAAAUAGACCAAAGCUUUUCAUGCGAUACCACUUCCAGCUGAUCAAGUUGGCGCGUAUGCCUUCAAACACCGAGACAACUAUUGCGUGCAUGCCGAUGGGCGCGACCAACACUUCCCUCACUCGAUGGGAACCAUAUUACGACAGCCACCGUUCAAUGAGUUUAUAUGAUCCUGUCAAGAUGACAUAUUCAUCUCUGUCGACAACCACAGCGAACUACAGCAACGUUUUAAAACCAGUGAACGACUACUAA
This is a messenger RNA of Gregarina niphandrodes, 294 nucleotides long. RefSeq lists its product as hypothetical. The transcript has a single exon. Lineage: Eukaryota; Apicomplexa; Conoidasida; Eugregarinorida; Gregarinidae. The record is from RefSeq and is a predicted model, not a curated record. The coding region runs from base 1 to 294 and encodes 97 amino acids.